Dermacentor silvarum is the source of this 5497-nucleotide messenger RNA. RefSeq names its product retinal-specific phospholipid-transporting ATPase ABCA4-like. Bases 373 to 5481 code for a protein of 1702 amino acids. The record is from RefSeq and is a predicted model, not a curated record. Gene Ontology annotation, cellular component: intracellular membrane-bounded organelle; membrane. Gene Ontology annotation, biological process: transmembrane transport; lipid transport. The transcript has 28 exons. NCBI's taxonomy places the organism in Eukaryota, Metazoa, Arthropoda, Arachnida, Ixodida, Ixodidae. Gene Ontology annotation, molecular function: ATP binding; ABC-type transporter activity; ATP hydrolysis activity.
ACAGCAUCGAACACCACAGAGCUGUCGCGCGGGAUAACGUGCGUCUGGUGGAAACUGACGCGCGAAUGUGCUUUGGCGCGCUUGGUCUCGCGCGCACGUGCUGUAGCGCGCAUGCCACUUGUCUCAAAGAACGAUGCUUAGCGUGCGGCGCGAGUUCUAUGCGUGCGGUUCUUGACUGUUGGUUAAAGCAUCAUGCUGUUAUGCUUACUGACCGGGAGCUCCACAAAGAAGGCUUCGCUGUAAAACAACCCUAACUGUCCUGCCCGCCGAGUUGACCAACGCUGUCAGCGGGAUUGACCGAUCUGCGAAGUGGAAGAGUCAUCGGUAUUCCAGACCUCCAACACCCGAAUUUCCGAGUAAGAGACGACGGCCAUGGGCUACAUGGCAUACCUGGACUGCGGAUGCGGCUGGGCUAGUUGCUGCGGUCAGGUGUGGCUGGUGCUUUGGCGCCACGUGUGGCUGUCGCGCAUCCGUCGCCACUACCUGGUCACCCUGCUAGAGCUGGCCGGCAUGCUGCUGCUGAUGAGCUCGGUGUGGGACGACUCUGUGGCACCAUACCGGGCGAGACCCCACAAGGACCAGUUCUUCGACAUCGCCGAGCCGACCGACUUCUGGGGCCGCCGCAACGAGUCCUGGACCCGUGGCUCGCUCGCGUUCGCGCCCGACCAGCCCUUCUUCGCCGACCUGGUCGCCAGGGUCUGCAAGGCGUUGGGACCCGAAUGGAUUCCGAUGCCCUUCGAGGACGCGGCCGAGGCAGCCCAGUUCGCCGACGAAGGCAAGGCCGAGGCCUGGCUGGCCGGCGACGUGCAUCGCCGCGUGGCCGUGUGGUUUCAGCAGCCGGCGCCCGACCGGCUCAUUUACCACGUGCGCUUCCCGGACGCCGACUUCGACCUGCGCCAGGAGCACCGGCUGAGCCUUCUGGUGCCGGGGCCCGCCAACACUGACGACUUCGACGAAAUCAGGCUUCUGCUUCCACUGCAGUAUCUGAUCGAAUCGACGUAUUUAAAUAUGACGGCCGAAAGGCUGAAGAAGCAGAUCAACAUAACGGAGAUGGUACGCCGCGCGGGGCUGGGUGACGUGGCCUACUAUAUGGGCCACAUGUUCGAGUCUGGCUUCGUCAUCUUCGGCGCCAUCCUGCUGAUGUACGUGCCGUUGUUCGUGUACCGCAACGCCAGCGGCACGGCCUUCCUCGAGCACGUCAACCCGCUGGUCUUCAUGCAGAUACUGUGCACGGUCGGAGCGCAGACGAUAAUGCACGCCAUGGUGCUCGCCCAGUUUCUCUGGGAGCCCAGCGUAGCGUUCGCCGCGGCCGUCGUUUACUGGCUCGCGAUCGCCCUGUUCCCGUACGCGUGGCUUCAGAACCCGUUCGGGUUCGGUUACUACCUCACGACGAGGAUGGAGAAGAUGGUCACGGCUCUCAGCCCUUGCAUGCUCCUGCACUGGUGCCUGCGGGCAAUCGAGCGCUUCGAGAAAUACGAGGUUCCUUUGUCGUGGCGCAACAUGAACGACAACUACACCACGCUGGACAAUGUAGGCGUGCGCUCUCUCUGUGCCGUCGGCGUAAUCGAGGUGAUCGUCAUGGCGGGCGUCAUCUUCUUCCUGGACAACGCGGCCCCCUGGGGAUACGGAGUCCCCAAGCCGCUCUACUUCUUCUUCUCUAUCGACUACUGGUCUCCCUAUAAAAAAUGGAACAUUCGGAGCGUGACGUCGCCCAAAAUCAACCCGGACUACUUUGAACCUCCCGCCAAGAGUGUCGACCCCGUCGUCAACAUCAUCGACUUGUGCGCGAAAAAGAAAGGCUGCUGCGACCUGGAUAAUGUCAACCUGACAAUUUACAAAAACCAGGUCACGGUCAUCCUCGGGCCUCACGAUUCCGGACACACGACGGUUCUGGACGUUCUCACAGGCAUGAUAGCACCGACGAGUGGUGAAGCCUACAUAUGCAACUACUCCGCCACAAGCCCCUCGGGGAUAACGUGGCAGUUCAUCAGCGUCUGCCCCGAGGAGAGUGAACUCUUUGACGACCUCACCAUCGAGGAGAACAUGCGCUACUUCCUGUAUCUCCGCGGGGUUUCGGCGGCCGAGGAGCGUUCCUACUUGGAACCCCUUUUCCUGACGCUCUACAUGAAGCCGCACAGGGACACCCUCGUGUCCCAACUGUCGCCCCAGAUGAAGCGGGCUCUGUGCGUCAGCAUCGUGUUCGCCGUCUACGCAAACUUUCAACUGGUGAUCCUGUCCGAGCCGUCCAGGCUGAUGGACCCCAGGGUGCGGAAUCACGUGUGGGAGACGCUGGGGCAGAUCGCCGAUGUCAGCAGCGUCCUGGUCACCACUCAGAGCAUCGAGGAGGCCGAGAUGAUUGCCGACCGGCUCAUCGUCAUGCGGGAGGGCCGCAUAGUGUGCGCCGGGUCGCCCACGUGGCUCAAGAAAAAAUUGGACUCUGGAUUCUGCCUGCGCCUGACCAGGCUUGCAAACUUCAAGGAACAGGAAGUGAAACGCGUCGUCUACGACUACAUGGGAUCAGUCGAGCCCAGGCGGGUCACCAAGGUCGACAUGGUGUUCAACUUGAGCGAAGUUCCCGCGAGAACAACGAAGAUGACAGCGAUGCUUCAAUACCUGGAGAAAAGGCGGAGCAUUCUGGGCAUCGCAGUCAUGAGCCUGUCGUACUCUACGCUCGAGGACGUUUACAUAAAGAUGGUGACUCGCACUGAGGCUAAGGACAAGAAAGGCAUCGGUGACUGCUGCUUUCAGCUUCAAUCGGAGCAGGACGACGGGGCGAGAAAGAAGAGAGAUUCGCAGGCCCUGAAGCAGCUGUGCCAGGCCGGGUCAUCGAAGGCCGGCACCCUGUCGGUGCUGUGGGCGCUGCUGCGCAAGCGGACGCUGCUCUGGGCGCGCGUCUGGUGGACCAGGCUGUUUUCCCUGGGAAUCCCCGUCACGUGCCUGGUGCUGCUGGUGCUGUGUGAGCGGCUCCUGCUGCCUCAGAUGGCGCCGGGUAGCAGCGCCUUCACCUACGAGCCGGAACGCAUCUACGACGUCUCGUACGGUUUCAUCGAGAGCGACAACGCGAGCAAGGACUUCAGCGACAACGUGCUGCUACCGCUGCUGUCCGAGCACUCGGUACACACCUUCGCGCCGACGAGCAAGUUUGUGGAACGCGAGCUGCUUUUCUGGGCCGAGAAGGACAUGUACGCCUACUUGUACGAGUACCAGUACGGAAUCAGCACCUUCCAGAACAGGAGGCUGUUCGUCUGGUUCAACGGCCAAUGCCCGCCCAGCGCCGUGAUCGGUGUGAACCUGCUGCACACUGCGCUACUGAGGAACCUGACGGGCAGCAAGGACUCCCACAUCACGCUGGUCAACUGGCCUCCCGUGAGCGAAGACCUCGUGGCGAAGAUGGAGUUCGAGAGGCUCUACGGAAAGCUAACGCUAAAGGACGGUCGCGAUACCCUGGGCUACGAGACGGAGCUGUUCCCGACGCGCAACUUCAUGACGCGUGUGCUGUACGCGUUCUUCGUGUCGCUGGCGAUGAGCUUCUACGCGGCCAGCCACGUGUUUGCCCCGAUGGUUGAGUCGGGCAGCGGCUUCCAGCUCAUGCAGCUCAUGACCGGCAUGUCGGGCAUGACGUACUGGAUGGGACACUUCAUCUUUGACAUGUUCAUGGCGGUCUGCAACAGUAUCACGCUCGUCUUCAUCAUCUUUAUCAGCCACAUGGAAAUGGCCCCUUCAUACCACCUUGCCAUCCUGGCUCUGUUCGUCGCCAACGCGUUCUCCAGCCUGCCGCUGGCGUACCUGUUCUCCAGGGUGUUUUCCGAACCAGUUUGGGCUUUCUCCUACAUGGUGCUAGGACUGCUCCUGGCAGGCAUAGUGGGCUCACUGGGCGUGGAACUGCUGAACGUGCUGGUGCAAGAUGACGACCCGUCGACGGUUGCCUCUGUGGUGCUCUUCAUCUGGGGCUACGCGUGCCGCUGGUUCCCGACGUACACCCUGGUGCGGGGCAUCGUCAAGGUCAUCCUGCUGUCCCGGAUGAACGCCAUUUGUCUCACCGGCGGACAACUGCUCGCCGAGGCUUGCCGCGACGUCCAGUACUCGUCGGACGCGACGAUAUCCCGCUGCUGCGAAGCCCUUCCGCAAAACGACACGGCGCCGAUUGUCGGCCCGCUACAUCCGUUCUACGAGACCGGAUUCUACGAGUUUGUCAGCAUGGUGGCCCAGGGGAUGCUCUACAUCGCGCUACUCGCGCUAGUUGACUCUCAAGUGAUUUACAGCCUCCGCUGGUACGCGGCUCGCCGCCUUCAGGGCAGUGAUCAGCCAGAUGAGUUGUCCGAAGAGCGCGGACCUCGGCUCGUUGCCAUUUCCAUGGACACCGAAGUCGAGCGGGAGGUGAGCCAGGUGAACCAGGUGUGCUGCACGAGAACAUUCAGCGACGCCGUCAUGGUUGUCCGUAGCCUGCAGAAGACUGUCGGCUUCAUCAACCCGGAGAAACUCGUGGACGCGGUGAGCCUUCUCCUGAAAAAACGCGAAUGCGUCGGCAUCGUUGGCAUCAACGGUUGCGGCAAGACCACGCUGCUGGAGACCCUGGUCGGGGUUCGGGUGCCGACGUACGGCAACGCGUACACGUCCGCGCUGUCGCUGGUCACCGACAUCCGCGGCUGGCAGCGGGGCAUCGGCUACGCGGCCGACCGCGUCUCCAAGGACAGCAUGCCGGCGCUCACCGUGGGCGAGCUGCUGGACACCAUGGCCAGGCUGCGGGGCGUCGCCCAGAGGCGCCAGGCGGUGACCAGCAUACUGGCGCUCACCGGAAGGCUCCGCGAGGACCAGAUGGCCAACCAGUACAGUCGCGGCGAGCUCAAGAUGCUGUUGAUCGCGUGCGCGGCCGUGGGCGUCCCUCCCGUGAUGAUGGUGGACGAGCCGUACUCUGACGUAGAACCGCUGUACCGCAACGAGAUAAUCCGCAUGCUGCAGCUCCUCAAGGACAGCCGGGCCAUCUCGUUCGUCCUGACCUCACACCGCAUGUCCCACUUCGAGCUGCUCUGCGACCGCGUGGCCAUCAUGGACUCGGGCACGAUUCAGGCGAUGGGCGACGGGCUGCAGAUGGAUCAGAAGUACGGGCGCUGCUACAGCGUCACCAUCAAGCUGCCGGCCGCGAAGCGCAACAGCGUCACCCUGAUCAACCGCAUCUACUUUGCGAUGAUGGAGUUUCACCAGUGCACCUACAUGUACAACUACAAGGGCACGAUGCUGUUUGUGGUGGGCAAGCCGUACACCACCUGGGCCGAGCUCUUCGCGGCUCUCGUGGCCAUGAAGGACGCGGAGAAGCUGCCCGAGUUCUCCGUGAGCGACAUCACGCUCGAGCAGAUCUACGUCGGCCUCUCGCGGCGCCAGAUCCUCUUCUCGGGUGCACGGACGGGCGCGAAGUUAAGCGGCAUGCCGUCGAGCAUCGACAGCACCCCGGGACCCUGCGAGGGCACCAGGAAGGAAAAAUAAAAAUGGCCGAUUUGUG